UGCUGUCGUACAGAGUGUGUUCAAGCUUGCCCAAAACACACUCAUCACCGCCAUCAUCAUCAUCAUCAUCAUCAACAGAAGAAAAUCUCUGAGGCAGAUUACACAGUCAUGCAGGGCAUCUGGGGCACUAACGCGGGGAUGGAGAAACCGCAGAAGAAAGGAUUCAGCCUGGUUAGGAUGAUGUCUUUAAAAUACAAGAAGCAGAAUAAGAAUCCACAUCAGCAUCACAACAACAUGCCCUUCAUGAUCCACUGCCACAUUGGUAAAGAGAUCAAACACAUAUGCAGCAACUGCAGUCGCGCCAGCCAUGCACAGGACGCAGAGGAGGUGGAGAAAUUGGCCUCCAUUUACACAGAGUCCCUGGUGUCUGGCACGCACACACCACCCAUCCAUUGCAGGAGCAAGUUUGCCACCCUGGGCCGCCUCUUCAAACCCUGGAAGUGGAGAAAGAAGAAAAGCGAGAAGUUCAAGCAAACAUCCACAGCUCUGGAAAAGAAGAUGUCCAUGCGUCAGAGCAGAGAGGAGCUUAUCAAGCGAGGAGUGCUCAAAGAAAUAUUUGAGAAAGACUCCAGGAUCCCUGUAGUAAAGCAGGAUGGACGAUUGGAGAAUGGUUUGAUGUCAGGCUCAGUAACCAAGACUCAUGAGUGUGACAGGACAGCAGAUAUCAUGGACGGACAGAGGACAGCCAUCAUUGAUUUCAGAGCAUCUCUGGGUGGAGGAGUGUGUGCUCAGGAUAACACGAUAAAGUCGUCUCUAACACUUCCUCCGAAGAAGUCCGUAGCGUUUUCUAGUGAUCUUCAGGAACCCCCUGCCAAACCUCAACUUAUCCAUAAACAGCCACCAGCUCUUCCUCCAAAACCCUUCUCCAGACUGGCCAAUCACAGCGCAGACUCUUGUCAGCGUUUGAAGUUGUCAUGUCUUCAAGGAAAGCUGUCUCCUCCUCUACCACCUAAGAAAGUCAUGAUCUAUAUGCCCCCCUCGUCCUCUUCGCCCACCCCCUUGCCAUUAAGAGCUCCGUCCCUCCAGCAGCACAUCAGUAUGGGGGGGCAGUACGGUCACCCACUGCAGCUGCAGUACGGCGGCGUUCAUCCGUCCAGCCGCAUCAUUGAUGAGCUUCAGAAGACACUGGCAUUCGCCAUGCAGAGACUCGAGAGCUCUGCGGCGCACACAGGGCAGUACAGCUUUCCUUUGCCUUCCGUGAUGAUUGACUGCGAUGAUGAUAAAGAAAACAUACCCAGUGAAUCUGACUAUGAGGAUCUGCCCAGCAUGUAUAAAGAUGAUGAUGAGGACGAGGACGAGGAAGAUGAUGAAGAAGAUGAUGAAGGGGAUGAUGACUCUCUCUUUACAAGCACCCUGGCUCUGAAGAUCUUAAGGAAGGACUCUUUGGCUGUGAAGUUAAGUAACAGACCAUCUGAGAGAGAGCUACAGGAGAAGAACAUCCUACCAGUGCAAACGGAUGAGGAGAGGCUGCAGUGCAGACAGCUUAUAGGCACCAAACUCACACGGAGACUGAGCCAGAGACCCACAGCUGAAGAGCUGGAGCAGAGAAACAUCCUCAAACCUCGCAAUGAACAGGAGCAGAUUGAGGAGAAGAGAGAGAUCAGACGCAGACUCUCACGCAAGUUGAGUCAGAGACCCACGGUGGAGGAAUUACGACAAGCCAAGAUCCUGAUCCAGUUCAGUGAUUACGUCGAGGUGGCAGACGCUCAGGAUUAUGACAGACGCACAGACAAACCCUGGACACGACUGACUGCUGCUGACAAGGCUGCUAUAAGGAAGGAGUUGAAUGAUUUUAAGAGCAAUGAGAUGGAAGUGCAUGAGUCCAGCCGACAUCUGACCAGAUUUCAUAGACCAUAGACCAUCAUCGUCUGGAGGACUGCGUCUGACGGGUGUCUCUCUCAUCAAUCACAAGUGUUGGAGAGUACGAUGCCCCGUCUACCCAAAGGCCAAGAUGUCUGAAAUGCCUUCUGCAAACUCCCUAGGACGCUGACAUCACUCUUUCAAACAGUCAAAGUAGCAAUGCCCGUGUCACUUCCUGUGAUCAUCUACAGUGGUGUUGGGUGCACUGCAAGAACCUACAAUCAAAUGUUUCUUUUCCACUAGUUACCUUUAUUACAGCAUCCUGGCAUGUUUGGUUGUCAGAUAAGGCAGCGUUUGCCGACGUUACUUUUGGAAUACAAACUUUAUCUCUAGCUGAUUCUCAGGCUGUGAGCAGGCAGCGUUUUCUGCACUUCCUGGUGGCAUGGCACAUGUUUGCACAGACUGCGUUCGCGUACAACUGGCCCCAUUCUUGAAAUGCAAGCAGAACAAAUUUCUCUGUAAACCAUUAGUUUUACCCACAUGCAACAUUUUACACAGGAAUGGUUUUAUGAUCGGGUCAAACAUGCAAGAAAUUGUCUCGAGACAAACGUUUAUUUUAAAUUUACGCAGAAAUGUAUUCUGCUCUUGUUAUACGUGUGGCCAAUUGUAUUUUCAAAAAAUGUAUUUACCCCCUGCUGGCUCUCCUAUGUCACUGCAUCGUUAACUACAAAAAAGUUCACAAUGCCUACAUCCCCACUCCUCCGAGUUCUCUUUGGCUAACUGUGAAUUCUAGAGUUUCUGGAGUCAUUUGUCGGUGCUCGAUUCAAAUGUACAGUUCAUGGUAUUUAUAGUAGAUUAUGUAAAGAAUAUUUUUAUUGUUCAUUUCAAGAAUGGAGACUGAAGGGCUCAUGGAAACUACAGAAGAGAAUUUAUCCAUUUAUUAUUGAUGUAUUUUUCCUGUUCCAAGUCUCUGUACUUAUUUUAGAUCAGUAAAAUUGUUUAUAUUAUCGUUAUUUGUUUGUUAUAAUAUUUGACUUUUUUUUAAGCAUUGUUUCACAUAAGUGUUUGUAAGUUUGUCCUUUUUUUACCAUUAUGCAGACUAAGCAAUAUUCAUUAUGUCUGUACGUAGAUCUGGUAUUGAUGCUUUUUAGUUUAUUUUUUUGGGGUAUGUUGUAUUCUAAUGUAGACUUUCAUUAUAUUCAUAGUAGAAUCACACGCUAGAGAUCUUUUUGCAGGGUUCAUACACGCAAGAAUGCGUUUUACGCUGUAGCAAUUUUUCGGACUAUUCUUUUAUUAAAUAAGACCAUAAGCAUGACCAGUGCUUCAUAAAGGCCACACAUGUGAAGAUCACAUUCCUAAUGGUCCCACCGCUUUGUGGCAAAUGCAACUUACAGCGACAGGCAUUGAAAGACCGUGUGAAUGUUUGUUUAAGCGGCAGUGAGCAUUCAUGUGUUCCAGAAACUAAAUAACUCCUUAUAUUUGCACUGACCAGUAAGAGGUUUCAGGUCCAUUAAACUUCGUCAACACUAAAUGUUAACAAUGACGUUCAAUUUCAUCAAUUAAGAUUGAUCAGUUUUUGUUGAUUUCACUUUUCUUCUUAAACCUUUUUAGAAUGUGAUAUCACAUUCUUGUCCACUUGUUUGGUUACUUGGUGUUUUUUUAUCCACGGGUCAUUUCUUUGUAAUUCUGUAAACUUAAUUAACUUUAAUCUUCAUAGUAGCUAUAAAACCUCCAAUCGUUUUCACCUCCGCCUGGUUACAUGACUUAUGUCAUUAAAUGUAGAGAUGCUACAGGAUGCUGGGGUGUAAUGUGUAAAGUAAGUUAAAACGAUAUAAAAUUGUCCAUUUGUCUGACAGAAAGCAGACCAUUAUACUCGAAACAUUCAGCCAAUGAAGCUACAAUGUGAUUCAGCAUGCACCUUAAUUUAACCUAAUAUGCAUAUUGUAUGUUUAGUUUUUACCCGCUUAAAGUCAAUUUAUGAUUGGAAGUUUUGGGUCUUGUGAAAUGGGAUUUAAUGAGAAACUGUAUUCCUUUUUGUAAAUCUGAAUCAACACUUUGGCACCCAAUGUUGUCUUGUCAGCGAGAUGUUCAAAAUAAAAAACUCAGCCCAUGUGAAGAGCUCAAACAUUCGGUUUACCAAGGAGUCGGAACAUGUUUGGAACAACUGUGCGAUUUUGAAAUUUGUAGAAACUGCAUGGACAUUUUAUACAAGGGUGCAACAAACAUUGAGUAUCACAGCUGUUGUCACAUUGGGACAAGGAAUAUUUGAUGAUUUUGGCAAUAAAUUUGACAUUCUUUACAAAGAAAAUAACUUUGUUUGUAAAUUAGUUGUUUGUUUGAAUCUCCAACCUUGUAAUAAUUUUAAAUGACUACAUAAAUAAUAAAUGACAACUUCAAUUCA
This is a messenger RNA of Triplophysa dalaica, 4201 nucleotides long. Its product is annotated as phosphatase and actin regulator 1. Gene Ontology annotation, molecular function: actin binding. Lineage: Eukaryota; Metazoa; Chordata; Actinopteri; Cypriniformes; Nemacheilidae. The record is from RefSeq and is a predicted model, not a curated record. Bases 109 to 1857 code for a protein of 582 amino acids. The transcript has 13 exons. Gene Ontology annotation, biological process: stress fiber assembly; cell motility.